This is a messenger RNA of Melospiza georgiana, 2389 nucleotides long. It is a transcript of the gene HNRNPA0, whose product is annotated as heterogeneous nuclear ribonucleoprotein A0. The record is from RefSeq and is a predicted model, not a curated record. Gene Ontology annotation, molecular function: RNA binding. The transcript has 3 exons. Lineage: Eukaryota; Metazoa; Chordata; Aves; Passeriformes; Passerellidae. The coding region runs from base 321 to 1196 and encodes 291 amino acids.
ACCAGUCGCCGGCCGCGCUCCCGAGAAGCUGCUGCCGCCAUUUUGUGCGCGCCUGUGUUCGCGCCCACCCCCGCCCGCCUUUCCGGGGGAGCGGCGGCACCGGGGACGGCCCGACUGUGCUGCCGGUCAGGUGAGGCGGAGCGGAGGCGCCGGGCCGCGCCGAGGCAGCUACCCCCGGCGGCCGCCGCAGCCGUGAGGUCCCGUUGCUCGCAGGGGGAAGAAGCGGCAAGACGGAGCAGGAGGGGAAAAAACCUCCGGAGCUGCCCCCGAACAGGAGGAGGAGUCUCGGCGCCAGGCCCAGGCGCGGCCCCGGAGGCAGCAUGGAGAACUCGCAGCUGUGCAAGCUGUUCAUCGGCGGGCUGAACGUGCAGACCACGGAGGCCGGGCUGCGGGAGCACUUCGCGGCCUACGGGACCCUCACCGACUGCGUGGUCGUGCUGAACCCGCAGACCAAGCGCUCCCGGUGCUUCGGCUUCGUCACCUACUCGGCGGUGGAGGAGGCGGACGCCGCCAUGGCCGCGUCCCCCCACGCGGUGGACGGGAACGCGGUGGAGCUGAAGCGGGCCGUGUCCCGGGAGGACUCGGCCAAGCCCGGCGCUCACGCCAAGGUGAAGAAGCUCUUCGUGGGCGGCCUCAAAGGGGACGUGGGCGAAGGGGACCUGGUGCAGCACUUCAGCCAGUUCGGCCCCGUGGAGAAGGCCGAGAUCAUCGCCGACAAACAGAGCGGGAAAAAGCGCGGCUUCGGUUUCGUCUACUUCCAGAACCACGACGCCGCCGAUAAGGCGGCCGUGGUCAAGUUCCACCCGAUCCAGGGCCACCGAGUGGAGGUCAAGAAGGCCGUGCCCAAGGAGGACAUCCAGGCGGGCGGGGGAGGCGGCGGCUCCUCCAGGCCCUCCCGGGGAGGUAGAGGAGGAAGGGGUCGGGGCGGCGGCGGCUCCGGCAACCGGGAUCACAACGGGCUGUCCAAAGGAGGCGGCGGCUACAACAGCUACGGCGGCUACGGCGGGGGAGGAGGCGGCGGGUACGGCUCCUAUGGCAGCGGUUCCUACGGAGGCGGCGGCGGAGGGGGAGGCGGAGACUACGGCAACGGGGUGCACUUCUGUGUGAAUGAGAGGAUGGGAAAGCUGAGCCCUGAAAAGCACACCACAAAAGUCGACUCUUCAAUGCUGAAACCUUUUUUGGAGGAAGAUUUUUGAAGAAGAUUUCUGAAGGAAGUUGAUGAAUAAUUUCAAGGAAGAGAUUAUGCAACUAAACAAGAGCUGCUAAAGAUAGGAAUUUCUUGAUAUAGGUCUCUGGAGCCUGAACAUUGGUAUAUACCUGGAAACAGGUAUGUGCAGGGGAGUAAAGUCUUCCUGAAUUGUUGUUUGCACUGUAUUCAGGCUGGAUGAUCCAGUGAUUCACAACUCUUGCAGUUUGCCUUGCAGAACUAGAAGGAUUUUUCCCAGUUUGAUGCCAUUUGCUUUCUGCUGGGUUUUUGGGAGGUGAAGAGUGGCCUUUCAGGCUUCUGCAGAGACUGUGGAGAUUGACAAGGUGCUGUCUGAUUGUAUUGGGGCUCUUCACAGAAUUAAAUUCUUGUAAGCACUCGGUGUCCUUUCCUUAUAACCUCAGCAUUAAAUCAGCUGCUGGAUUUUGGGCCAGGAGAGAGUUUUGGAUCAGAUUGGUAGUGACUGUUUUUAUUCCCUCCCUUUGUGCCACUUUUAUUGAAGAAAUUCCUUGCUGCUGUGGAGACACUGGCAAUGCUUUUCUCUCCCAUCUCCCUGUGGUUCCUUGGAAUUGGGGGCUUUGGUCUUUCACUGUAGAUCUGAAGAUUGUCACAGGAAUCUGUGAAGGUUUUGAUGGGCUGAGGGAUGGUGGGACUGGCUGGAACAGGUGUUUGGGGACCUUUCUGCUCUGAGAAUUGGUUAUAUGGUUGUCAGUGAUUGAAGGUUGAUUAGAUGUAAGGUAAUUUUUGGCUACUUGAGACUAGAAAUUUUUGAAAGAGGCUGGAAAAAUUCCACCCAUCAGGUGUCACUAAUUCCUUUCAGCUGAAUGCUUUUUCAUGCUACCAGUCUUUGCUUAAAAAUAAACAAGAAGUUUUUGCCUUGGGGUUGUUACCAACAUGAUUAUUUUGCAAGGCUGCUGUAAAGAUAAUCUCUGAUUACUGGAACAUGCUUUUGUUCCACUCCAGCAAGGACUAUUCACUGUUUUGCUUGUCUGUCACUGAACCUUUCAGGAUUUGUACACAAGCCUGUGGGGCAAAGCAUGUAAGAAGGUAUUGCUGGUUUGGUUCAAUUUAGGUGCUUUGCUCGCAGGCUGACUGGAGUGAGAUGUAAAUUUUUAAGGUGAAAGCCUAAUAUUUUGUUGUUGAAAAACUUUGUGUUAAUAAAAAUACACAGGCACUUUGCAGCAG